This is a messenger RNA of Acyrthosiphon pisum (pea aphid), 711 nucleotides long. RefSeq lists its product as uncharacterized. The record is from RefSeq and is a predicted model, not a curated record. The transcript is spliced from 2 exons. Gene Ontology annotation, molecular function: DNA binding. NCBI's taxonomy places the organism in Eukaryota, Metazoa, Arthropoda, Insecta, Hemiptera, Aphididae. The coding region runs from base 1 to 711 and encodes 236 amino acids.
AUGGAAGCAGUUCAACAAAAUGAAAUGACUCUAUGUAAAGCUAGUGCUAGUUUUAGUAUCCCUAAAGGUACUCUAUCAAAUAAAUUAAAUAAAAAGGUUCCAUUGGAAAGAAAAAUGGGUCCUAAGACAUAUUUGUCAGAAGAAGAAGAAAUUAGAAUUAAGAAUUGGAUUCUAGCCAAGGCAGCAGUUGGUUUUCCAGUCAGACCAGAUGAUAUUAGAGACUCUGUACAAAAUGUAUUGAAACAGUUUACCCGUGAUACACCUUUCAUUAAUUGUAGGCCUGGUAUUAAAUGGUUAAAUUUAUUUUUAAAUCGCCACAAAGAAAUUGGGAAAAGAAAUGCUGAAGUUGUAUCAAAAGCAAGGGCUUUGGUAACAAAAGACCAAAUUAAAAACUGGUUUGAUGGUGUGAAAAAUUUUUUAAUAAAUGAAAACUGUGUGGAUAUAUUAGAUGAUGGUAGACGCAUUCUAAACUGUGAUGAAACUGGAAUGAAUACUUGCCCUAAAACAGGCAAAGUAUUAUGCCUAAAGCAAUUGCCAAACUUUUAUGAGGUUGCAAAUGGUCCAGAAAAAGAAUGUACAACUGUUUUAUGUUCUUUUUCAGCUGAUGUGACAUUUUUGAGAAAAUUGUACAACCUUAAGUGUUCAUUAACUGGUGUCAUCACCUAUAUAGUACUUCGACAGUCGUCCAUAGACAUUGAAGUACGAAUAUAA